Messenger RNA from Megalobrama amblycephala (Wuchang bream), 1981 nucleotides. Its product is annotated as gastrula zinc finger protein XlCGF8.2DB-like. The transcript is spliced from 2 exons. Gene Ontology annotation, biological process: regulation of transcription by RNA polymerase II. The record is from RefSeq and is a predicted model, not a curated record. Gene Ontology annotation, molecular function: DNA-binding transcription factor activity, RNA polymerase II-specific; RNA polymerase II transcription regulatory region sequence-specific DNA binding. Gene Ontology annotation, cellular component: nucleus. NCBI's taxonomy places the organism in Eukaryota, Metazoa, Chordata, Actinopteri, Cypriniformes, Xenocyprididae. The coding region runs from base 672 to 1721 and encodes 349 amino acids.
ACGCAUUUAAAGUGUUUAAAUCUAUACAAACCGUUAAAGCAUGUUUUAUAGUUUUACAAGAGACGUAAUAGCUUUUAUUGAAUUUAACAUUGUAAUACUUGAUUACAAAUAUUAUCGAAUUUAACAUUGUAAUACUUUAUCUAACAUAAAUGAGUAUUAUCUUUGUUAGUUAAAUCGCAUCCGCACAUAACAGAGAAGACGAGUCUCCUUUCGUUCCCUAUAUCGUGAAUCAGUUGAUCAUAAACACGAGUUCGGUCACUGGUAAGUAGAGAUGGAGAAACUGAGCUAUUCGAAACUACGAUUCAAUUGAAUCAAAUAUUUAGCAAAAUGAUUCACUGAUUCGAAUCGCCUUUAAACAUUUGAAACGCACCGAGAACAUCAAACACACUUAAUGAGUACAACUGAGACAACUUUUACAAACCAACUGCAAAUGUUUUAUUAAAAUUAUUAAAUAUGAUCUAAAAAUCAAAUACUAUAAUGAAAAUUCUAUUAUUUUUAUUGCUAGAAGUCCAUGACUCUUACCAGUGCACUGAACUACUGAACUAGAUCUGAUUGAGACAAACUCAGAGAUUUAACUUGGAUUUAUGUUUCUUUCUGUUAAUUAUUCUCAUCUUAAAUACAAAAAACUCCCGGUGAAGUGACUGAGAGCCACGAGACACACUAUUAUAAAGAUGCCAUUUAUUAAAGAGGAGAUUGAAGACAUAAAGAUGGCGUUUAUUAAAGAGGAGAGUGAAGAUAUGAAGAUUGAAGAAACUUUCAGAGUGAAACAUGAAGAAACUGAGAUACAAACAGACCUGAUGUCACUGAAAGAGGAGAAUGAUGUACUGAAUGAAAUGGAAGAGAAAGAUCAACAAAAUAAUCAUCAUGAUUUCAUAACUGGAGAAAAAUAUUUUGCUUGCUUACAGACUGAAAAGACUUCCUCACGAAAAAGACCUCAAAAGGCAGGGAAUAUAAGUCAUUUAGUCUGCCAACAGUGUGGAAAAAGUUUCAACCGAAAAGGAAACCUUGAAGAUCACAUGAGAAUUCACACUGGAGAGAAGCCUUUUAUCUGCCAACAGUGUGGAAACAGUUUCAAACAGAAAGGAAGUCUUAACAGGCACCUGAGAGUUCACACUGGAGAGAGCCCUUUCACCUGUCAACAGUGUGGAAGCGAGUUCACUCAAAAAGGAAGCCUUAACAGGCACAUGAGUGUUCACACUGAAGAAAAACCCUACAUGUGCUCUCAGUGUGGAAAGAGUUUCAAUCAAAAAGGACACUUUAAACUCCACAUGAGAAUUCACUCUGGAGAGAAACCCUACAUUUGCUCUCAGUGUGGAAAGGGUUUCAUUCAGAAGGGACACUUUGAAGACCACAUGAGAGUUCACACUGGAGAGAAGCCUUUCACCUGCCAACAGUGUGGAAAAAGAUUCAACCAUAAAGGAACUCUUAAUUACCACGUACGAUUACACACUGGAGAGAAGCCUUUCACCUGCCAACUUUGUGGAAAAAGUUUCACUCUGAAAGCUAUCUUUAACUGGCAUAUGAAAAAUCACACUGGACAGAAACCUUACACAGGCCUUCAGUGUGGAAAGGGUUUUUAUCAACAUGCAAACCUUAAAGACCAUAUGAGCGUUCACGCUGGAGAGAAACCUUUCACCUGCAAACAAUGUGGUAAAAGUUUCAAUAAAAAAGGAAACUUUCAUAGGCACAUGAGAAUUCACACUGGAAAGACGUACCAUUAGUGUGGAAAGACUGUCGUUCAUGACAUGAACCUUAAAGUCCACAAGAGAGUUUACACUGGAGAAACCCUUUUCACCUGCCAGUGCGGAAAUGGAUUCGUGUUUGAAAGAGUUUUAUGUCUUCAGUGUGGAAUAAGUUUUAUAGACUGGAAACAAUUUAGGAUGAAAUAACUCAAUCAUGUAAUAACUCACACCAGAGAGAAGCCUUUCAUGUGUCAACACUGUGGAAAGACUUGCAGAAAUAAAGCAAACCUUGAGUUAAA